AUGGAAGAAGUGUUGGUUAGUGGAGGUGAAGGUGGAGAGGUGAGCAAGGGCAGCUCCAGGGCCCGGCCCGGGUCAAGUGGUGCCCGAACGGGACUUGAGAUAGAAGUUCCUCUUCGGGGACCCCGCCAGGUACGGAAUGGAGAAGGUCGCUGGGUUCCCGUCCGCUGGGUUCGAGAACUGGCGACAGGAGCGGAUGCCGAGAAGGUGGCGAAGCGAGGACGCCGCGGAUGUCAACCCAGAAGGCUGAAGAGGGAGAAUAAGAAGCGGAUCUCUCACUGUGUUUUUUCUUUAGCCUUUCUUAGUCUUGGCCUUGGGUGGGGAUUACCCGUUGGCGCCGAAGGGCGUUUGGCGAAACACCUGGUUGCACAGCUAAAUCACACUGCUAAGCCCUGGAAUAAUCUUAACCAGGAGUAUACCUAUUGGGCACUAGUACGACACUUCCCCCAACCACGUCCAGUUACUUGGAAUGGGGAUCCUGUUCCCCUAAUUGUAGUUUCCAAUGCAUCACUUCUUAUGGGCGAAGGGGUGGGACGGCCAGUUAUUUCCCAUCUUCAAAAUAAGACCAUUAUUAUGAGGAGUCCCACACUACCCAUUUGCCUCAGCAAAGGUACCCAUGCCGGUUGUGCUCGAGUAGAAAAUGAUACUAUCACUGAGUUACCGCAUGGACCCCACGGUUGGAUAGGGAAAGGGGAUCAUUUACACUUUUAUGUAUUGCAACAUCAGCAUAGUACUAUUAGCGGGUUUUUUCCCUCUCCACUCCCUCUUUGCACCCCUUCCCCUAACAUGUUUGCAGGCUUCCAAGUCUGUUCUACAGGGCAUCAAGUAGGUGGCGAAAACGUGAAUGGGACUCAACUCUACUUUCUGGAUGGACAACCGGGUCCUUGGUUUGCGGCCCCGGUACCCCAUGUGAGAAGCCCUCGAGGAGUUAUAGCCCAUGUACAUCUGUGGAAACUGGCUGCUGCCUUUGGCCCCUUGAUCCACUUCACAGAUAACAGUGCACCUCUAUCUGACAACAGCACUCUUCGGAACUGGUGGUGGGACUUGUUAUUUUCAGCAGGGCGUUCUUGCCAUUGAUUCUUUGAUUAAGAACUUGACUGACUUUGAGCAAAUAGAAGAUUGCCUUGGUCAAUUGGACACUAUUUUGGAGCAUAUUCGCAAUGUCACCCGUCAAACAAGGGAUAAUCUCUUCCCUGAUUCCCCUUUCGAUCAAUUUUUCAACUGGUUACAUAACCUGGGAUUUUCGCAAUUCCUUCUUUGGCUCAUUUAUGGUGCAGGCUUCCUGAUCCUUAUCUGCUUUAUGGCCCCUUGCCUUUUCUUUUGUUGGCUCCGUGUGCUGCGACGCUCUCUUGAGAACGUCAAAGCCGACCUCUCCCUCCCUAAGAAAAACCCUGUCUUUGUUUAAACAAAAAGGGGGAAUUGACAGGGGCGUCCUGGACCCUGGCUUCCUAGGAAGGGUGUGGAAGACCCCGACCGCCUCAGAUGACGGUUACGAGGAGGCUCCGCCUCUAGGGUAGAACAGGGGAGGGGCGCAGAGUCUUACGAGGCUCGGGAGGAGGGUCCUUGAAGUGUAUAUAACGGGCUGAGAACAAAGGAUCGGGGGGAUCCUCCACAAUAAAGAGCAUACACCACA
This is a messenger RNA of Phascolarctos cinereus (koala), 1630 nucleotides long. The record is from RefSeq and is a predicted model, not a curated record. NCBI's taxonomy places the organism in Eukaryota, Metazoa, Chordata, Mammalia, Diprotodontia, Phascolarctidae.